Messenger RNA from Colletotrichum paranaense, 726 nucleotides. RefSeq lists its product as uncharacterized. The record is from RefSeq and is a predicted model, not a curated record. The annotation marks the transcript as partial. Lineage: Eukaryota; Fungi; Ascomycota; Sordariomycetes; Glomerellales; Glomerellaceae. The transcript is spliced from 2 exons.
GAGAAGCAGCCCACUCUGCUGCUUGAUGCCAAGCACCCUUCCCACUUUACCUUCGACAUCUUCGUUCCCCUACGCGCGCGUGAUACCUCCUCCGCAAAAACACCACCCCGACAAAGAGCCCAGAUACAAAUAACCGGAGACAUAACAGCAAAAAUGAAGUGGGCAAUUAUCUACUGGCUCCUGCCUCUCGCCUGCGUGGCCCAAAUUCCCGUUGACCCGCUCCCUUACACACCCCUCGGGCCCAAUCCCACCCAGAAGGUGUUUCCCACCACGACCUGGUGCGCAACAGUAACGCCCACCGAGAUUCCUGGUAUAAAACCCAACGUAACCCUCUCAUGUACAACAUACGCCCCGGAACCGACAGUAUUUGCUCGAUUCAACCGCAUCCCGAGGGCUCGAGGCCAGGCACGAUGCUGGUACGAUAGCUACGUCGACAGGAUCGAGAUCGAAAAGCGCACGCUGAACAAUCAGGCCGAAAUUCUCAAGGGUGUCUACGAGUGCCAGGAUAGGUGCCAGCAGCCUCUCUCGAACGGCAAAGAGUGCAAGUAUGCCGUCUACGUCAAAGCAGGCCCUAGAUCGAAAGACCUUUGCUUGUUGGACAAUCUGGUUUACGAACCGUUAGCUGUUAAUUACCGUGGCCCGUUUGAUUCUUGGCUCUGUAUUGGCAGCGAGAAGAUGCUGCCCGAAAUUGAAGAUGCUCCAGAUACGAAUGAGGGGGAGAUAUAA